AAAGUUGAGUCUCCCACCCAGACCACAGGGCUCAAGGUUGGGAAGGGAAAGAAUCUCGGCUGUCGUCGGGAAAAGGCAAGAAAAGAAGAACGCCCUUGUACUGGAAAUUCUGGAAAACUGACUCCUCCUUUGUUAUUGGAUCUUCCCAACUCUGUGGUAUUUGAAGUCACAUUGCAUUUGUGAAAAAUCAUUCGUUAACAAUAGAGAAUAAAAGAAAGUUUCUGUUGCACUGAGACAGCAGACAAGGACGUUUCUUCUCCGAGUCAUGAGCUGAAGUAGUGGAUCAAGUCACUCUAGCUGAUGGGGUUAUGUUACAAUGGGCAAACUUUUGAAUAAGGAGGAAAUCUGAUUAUGUUGAAUAGUACCAGGUUGCAAAACUUGGAUCAAUUAGACAAUGUUCCUGUUACAUGGAAAUGAAGCACUGAUAUAGACUGGAAGACUGUCUAGAAAAAUGGAAUGCAAUAAGGAUGAGGCCACCAGAGCUAAAGAAAUUGCCGAGAGGAAGUUUGUUGCAAAGGAUAUGCGGGGGGCAAAGAAGUUUGCUUUAAAGGCCCAAACAUUGUUUCCUGAGCUUGAGGGUAUUUCUCAAAUGCUAGCUACACUUGAUGUGUAUAUUUCUGCAGACAAUAAAAUAAAUGGCGAAGCAGAUUGGUAUGGUAUACUCGGUGCAGAUCCUCGGGCUGAUGACGAAACAAUCCGGAAACAAUAUAGGAAGCUGGCUCUCACACUCCACCCUGAUAAGAACAAGUCUAUUGGGGCUGAUGGGGCAUUUAAGUUUAUUUCGGAGGCGUGGAGUUUGCUGUCAGAUAAGGCUAAAAAGGUAGCAUAUGAUCAGAAGAGAAACACAAAAGUGCAGAAGGUUUCGACAAAGUCUUCUGGUGCAUCAGCACAUCAAGGGACUAAUGGGAAUUUCAAUUUUGCAAAAACUACCACUUCUAGUGCCAGAGCUCAUAAACAUACUACUAAACCAGAUUCAACUUCAACUCACAAAUCAAAAUCAAAUACUUUCUGGACUGUUUGCAAUCGAUGCAAAAUGCAGUAUGAAUAUCUUAGAGUUUAUCUUAAUUUGAAACUCCUGUGUCCCAAUUGUCAUGGGGCAUUUUUGGCUGUAGAAACAUCUCCUCCACCUGCAAGUGGUGUAAGACCCGCCACCUCAUUUAACUUUUCCCGGCAGCAGCAAAAUUUCAAUAACCCAGCGCCUAGUAAAAGCAAGUCUAAAGCAGGAAAGAACAAGCCAACCUCGAAUGUUGGAGCAGGUUAUGGUAAUACUGAUUCCUAUAACCAUACUGAUUUCCAGUGGGCUCCAUUUUCGAAAACUUCUGGUGUUUCAACAGCAGCUCAAGCUGCAAGUGUGGUCCAACAGGCAUAUGAGAAAGUGAAGCGGGAGCGUGAGGAGGCACAAGCAGCUACAAAAAGGGAACAGGCCUUACGAAGGAAGCAGCAUGCUUCUAAAAAAGGUAAUAUGAAUCCUACGAAGAGAAGAAGAGGCAUGGAGGAUUCUGGUGCGAGCAGCCAUGGUAAGGAACCUUCAAAUCAAGCAGGAAUGAGAAAUGGAGUAGUAGGAGCAGGUAGCUCAUGUGGUUCUAAACCUGGUAAUUUUGAUCGCUUCUCAAUUAAUGGUAGCUUGAAGACCAGUGGUGCAGGAACUUCCGAGCUUGAGCUUAAUAAUCUUCUUAUGGUGAGAGCUAGAAAAGAGAUUGGCGAGAAACUGAAGGAUAUUCAGUCAAAUACUAUUUCCAAGAGAGCAAUGACAGAGAGUAGAAAUGGAAGUGAGACAGAAAAUGAGAAAGGAGAAAAAGUUAUAUGUAGCUCAGAGAGAUGUGAUCAAAACAACCUCUGCAAUUCUAACAAUAGGAAUAGUGAAUUCCAUGCCACUGAGAUUUCUGCUGGAACUACUAGUGCUAAUGUGGACAUGAAAACCAUGACAAUUGAUAUCCCUGAUCCUGAUUUUCAUGAUUUUGAUCAGGAUCGAACUGAUAGGUCUUUUGGUGAAAAUCAGGUAUGGGUUGCAUAUGAUGAUGAUGGGAUGCCUCGAAUUUAUGCUAUGAUUCACAGUGUGAUUUCUUCGAGUCCAUUAAAGAUGCAGAUCAGUUGGCUCAAUUCAAAGACCAAUGAUGAACUGGCCCCUCUAAAUUGGAUCAUUUCAGGCUUUUCUAAAACUUGCGGAGAGUUUAGAAUGGGUAGAAAUGAAAUCAAUAACUCACUUAAUUCUUUUUCUCAUAAGGUUAGAUGGAGAAAGGGUGCUCAUGGAGCCAUUUGUAUUUAUCCCAUGAAAGGGGAUGUUUGGGCUCUUUAUAGGAAUUGGUCACCUGAUUGGAAUGAGCUGACAGCAGAUGAGGUGAUACACAAGUAUGAUAUGGUUGAGGUACUUGAGGAUUUUAGUGAAGAAAAUGGUGUUAUGGUCAUUCCCCUAGUAAAAGUGGCUGGCUUCAAGACAUUAUUUCGCCGGCACUUGGACCCAGGAGAAAUUAGGAUCAUUCCAAGAGAAGAGAUGUUUCGGUUCUCUCAUCAGGUCCCUUCAUACUUACACAGGGGUAAAGAAACACCAGAUAUCGUAAGGGGUUGUUGGGAGUUAGACCCAGCUGCUACUCCAUCUGAACUUCUUGAAGUUAUAAAAGCUGUAGAAGAGGAAGAAAUUGUAGGCGAGGAAGGUAGUCCUAUAAAAGAAACAACAAAUGAUGACAUUAAAAGACCUAAUGAUGAGGAAAUGAUAAAUGACACAGGAAAAUUUGGAAAUGAGAGGGAGAAAAAUGAUAAAGGUGUUAACGAAAUUGGACCUUUGGAAGAGGACAAAUAGAAGGGGGUAUUGGCAAGAGCUUUUUGACUGUUGGAGGGAAUCAGAUUCAGGACUGUCAUUCUUCUGGAGAACUGUGGAAGGACGAUCCCUAGUAACAUUGCAUAUCUUGCGAAUUGAAGACCAUGAGAAGUUGGAACUCCAGGUCAUGCGCCAUCAAAAACUGAUUUAUUGCCUCGUGCAAACUGCUAUUACAUUUUCCGGGGGAACACUUGUUUCUGGUGGAACUUAUGUACAUAGAGGUCUAGAGGUCUGGCUGCAAGCUAUCUUUCCCUUCUGUUUUAUAGGUUCUUCUCCCAAUUUUCACAUCAUUUUUUUGUAGCCUUCAGAAAUUGACGCGUUUCCCAGCCUCUAUGCGAAGUUGUACUACUUUUUAGCUCUCAAUAUAGAUUAAUAACAGUCAAUUGCAAGUUGAUUCCAUUUUCCUCUUUAUCAUGCUUGAUUGGCCCCAUUUUGCAAGAUUAAUCUAAUGGAUCGUGCCAAUUCCCACCAUGUGUAUUUUCACACUUGGUUUCCCCCUUUCCAAAGGAAGAUUAAGUUUCUUGAAGAUAGAUUCUUUUUUGUAAUAUUAUGUGAUUUUAAUUUUGGUUAACAAUCGACUCAAAUACUUGAUCACUAAUA
Neltuma alba is the source of this 3415-nucleotide messenger RNA. Its product is annotated as meiotically up-regulated gene 184 protein. Bases 452 to 2797 code for a protein of 781 amino acids. The transcript is spliced from 3 exons. The record is from RefSeq and is a predicted model, not a curated record. Lineage: Eukaryota; Viridiplantae; Streptophyta; Magnoliopsida; Fabales; Fabaceae.